Messenger RNA from Paracoccidioides lutzii Pb01, 816 nucleotides. RefSeq lists its product as hypothetical. The transcript has a single exon. The record is from RefSeq and is a predicted model, not a curated record. Gene Ontology annotation, molecular function: ATPase-coupled transmembrane transporter activity. Gene Ontology annotation, biological process: transmembrane transport. Gene Ontology annotation, cellular component: membrane. The coding region runs from base 1 to 816 and encodes 271 amino acids.
AUGAGUUUGAUGACGUUCCAAUGGAUAUCUCCAUUGAUGACGGCAAGUGAUUUCCUGUCCCCUAGUGCGCGAGCUAUCUAUUUCGAUGCAGAUCUCAUCUUAACGGACGAUCUGUUAUCUGCCGUCGAUGCCUAUGUUGGCUGCCAUAUCAUGGAUAAUGCUAUAUGUGGCUUGCACAGUGAUAAAUACCGCAUCCUCGCAACUCAAGCACUGCACGUCCUCGGUCGAUGCGACCAUAUUACGUUGAUGAAUGACGGACGCAUAGAUACCAUCGAUAUUUUUGAUAACCUUAUGUGCGACGGCAAAGUGUUCCACCCAUUGCUGGCUGCUACCUCCCAGGAAGAGGAUGUUUCCAAGAAAGACGACGAAUUGGAUGAUGAGAUCGAAGACGAAAAAUGUCAAAAAGUCGGAAAAGAAGUCCCACUGAUUGUCUUGUCUCUGUUGUUGGCGAGCAGGGUAAACAUUGUGAUAAGCCUGUGGCUUUCAUACUGGACCUCAAACAAGCUAGACUUGUCGCAAGACCAAUAUACUGUUAUCUACGCUGGAUUUUCUGGUUCUCGAUUAGUGUUAUUUUUAGCAUUUUCGACAAUUCUAUCAUUAAGCAGAACGAGUGCUAGCAAAGCGAUGCUUCACAAAGCAAUGACACGGGUUUCAAGGGUACCCCAUGUCCUAUUUUACUGCGCCAAUGGGUCGUAUUGCCAAUCGAUUUUCAGAGGAUAUUCAAACAAUGGACAACGAGCUGACCGAUGCGAUGCGAAUAUACUACAUAACCCUCUCGUUAAUCACUUCCAAAAUAAUUCACAACAUUUAUUGUGA